Molecule: messenger RNA, 4541 nt
Organism: Gavialis gangeticus (Gharial)
Lineage: Eukaryota; Metazoa; Chordata; Crocodylia; Gavialidae
Gene: TANGO2
Product: transport and golgi organization 2 homolog
Exons: 9
Coding region: 216-1046 (276 amino acids)
Biological process (GO): protein secretion; Golgi organization
Cellular component (GO): Golgi apparatus
Source: RefSeq, a predicted model, not a curated record
UUUUAUUUAUUUUGUAUUUAGACACAGCACAGAUAGUUCCUGUUUUCCAGAGCCUGACUUUCUCUAUGCUAAGUACAACUUCCACUCUCCUUGGAGUCGCAUAUUAGCUUUUGUUUUCCUCAAGUAACCUUCAUGGUCUGAGUCAAGUUGGCUAUAGCAGCAUGACCUUGCGCUGAGCCUUUUUGGAGGAAGCAAGACUUUGCCAGCAGUUCUCCAUGUGCAUCCUUUUAUUUAAGUUUGACCCUCGGCCAGUUUCGAAAAAUGCGUACAGGCUUAUCCUAGCAGCUAAUAGAGAUGAGUUUUACAACAGGCCGUCCAAGUCAGCAGAUUUUUGGGACAGCAGCAAUGAGAUCCUUAGCGGUCUGGAUAUGGAGGAAGGGAAAGAAGGUGGGACAUGGUUAGGAAUCAGUAAGAAAGGCAAGAUGGCAGCGCUGACAAACUACAUGCAGCCAAAGAUUGAUAAAAAUGCAAAGGCAAGAGGUGCUCUCGUAACAAACUUCUUGACUUCAGAUCUGGACAGCUCCUCUUAUUUGAGGAAAGUUGCGUUGGAAGGACACCUUUACAAUGGCUUUAAUUUAAUAGCAGCCGAUCUGAAUACUACCAAGGGAGAUGUAAUUUGCUACUACGGAAACAAAGGAGAACCAGAACCUAUCUUCCUGAAUCCGGGAAUCUAUGGACUGAGUAAUUCUUUCUUGGAUACUCCAUGGAAAAAACUUCAGUAUGGCAAGCAGCUUUUCACAGAUGUGAUCAAGCAAAGUCAGGACCUUACCAAAGAAGACCUGGUGAAGGAGCUCAUUAAAGUGAUGAAUAAUCAAGAGCCGCAGUUACCAGACCCUGCAAUUGAGGACCAAGGACAGGACUACAUACGGCCUAUACUGAACAAGUAUGCAGCUGUGUGUGUUCGUAGUCCAGGCUAUGGAACAAGGACUAAUACAAUCAUCCUCGUUGAUGCAGAAGGACAAGUUACUUUCACAGAGCGCACCAUGCUUGAUGCAGAUAUCAACCAAUGGAAAACGAGCACCUAUCAAUUCAAACUGCAGACCUAACAACUUUCCAUUUGAAUGGAUCCUGAUAAAAGAAACAAGAGAACAAGCCACUGAACUCCAAUAAAGGCUUUGUACCAGCCCCCAGAAUCCAGAGACAGCAAAAAAAAAAAAAAAAAGCAUAAGUUUAUUUAAACCAGUAGCACACGCUAGCAACCACUCAACUUUUUGCACAAAACCAAAAGGGGUGGGAAAAGGGGCAACUUUUUUUACACUGAACUGUAGCUGAAUUAACAAAUGUAUUUGUUAUUAUGCAGUUCUUUAUUUUAACUUUAAGCUUAAAAGGGAUAUUACCAGGCUAAAAUCAUAUUGAAAAGUACCACUGUUGGUAUCUGUUCUGCCUGGUCCUGGGAAGUACUUGUGUGCCUGUGAUUUAAGGCCAAACUGAUGGUAUACAUCACCUUGGAAGAUCAGGUCCAAGAUGAUUGAAGUCAGUUUUCAAGAUCUAACUCUUAUUGCAGUUUUGCUAAUUGAACUUGUUUGCACUGUAGGCACUUCACUCAGCUUAGAUGGAGAAAGUCAGCUAAGCAGUUCCGUAUUUGUGUAGUUGAUUUUUCUCAUCCCGCUGGGCGCUGGCACAACUAUGUAGGGGGAUGGCUGGAAACGGUGCCUGGAAGUGUGUUCAUCUGAUUCCAAAAAAAAAAAUCUGCAGAAAAAUUUUAUAAAAGGGAAAAUGUUGUUUCUGUUGACUUUAAAAUUCCUAUAUAAUCAAGGUUUUUACAAAACCUGUCAGUGUCCCUUCAACAGGCCAUUAGGGUUUUCCUGAGCUUGGAGUAUGCAUAUCAGUGAGUGUGCAUUAUGUUUGCAGCAUUAUAUGUUCUAGUAACACAUGAACUUUCUCACACAACAGAGGUGUAAUGCUCUGCCUGGGGGAAGAAGGGCUUUGUUCUUCAUUUCCUUCAACAGUACAGUGAUUUAUUCUGUACUCUUUAUCGUUGCUUGUAAUGCUUCUUUGUGGGGGGGUUGUGAAGUUGGAGUUUGGGUCUGUGCUAUUUAGCUAUUUCGUUCAGGAGCAACUAAAACAUCACAGAGCAUGAUGUGCUCUGCCUCUGAAGUGAGGGGUUCUUGUGCUCUCUCUUGUGGCACCUUGUGUUCCUGCAGUCUGACCAUCUAUCUUUUGUCCCCUUGUUUUAUUUCCCAGCAGGGAGUCAAAUAGUAGGAUAUACAUUUGCUAGCAAAGAUGAAUAUGAAGUUUAUAUAUACUUACACUUUUUUUGUAAGCACAUGGCUUUAGCCUUAUUUCUGGGUGGGGCUGCUGACAUCUCACAGUAAAAUAGAACACUUGUUCUAUGGUUAUAUUGCAGUUUUCUAUUGCCGAAAAGAAAAAAUCAGGUAUUGUAGUACACUCCCUGUGUUCCUUGCAGCUGUGAACUAUAAAGCUAUUUAAAUGCAUGUUUUCUUUCAGUUAGUCUAUUCCAGAGGUGGGUGAAGGAGAGACUUUUGCUAAUAUCAAGGUAUUUUUAAAAUCCUACAUUAUUUUUGCUGCUGUUUUGGUGAUACUGUAGCUUAUUCCAAAUGCCAGAUCUUAAAUUAAUAAUAUACACAUGUCUCUGCCCCACAACCGCCUCCAUCUUCCCACAUCCCCCCACUCCCAGUCACUGAAAGAAUUUUUUCUACAAUUUUCUGAUCAUCACAGUCAUAAUUGCAAAGUAGCAGCAUUUCCUCUGACCCACAGGAAACAAUUGUUUCCUGCAUUCUAGGCCUAAACUUCACACAGAAGUGCUUAUAGGAAAUCAAAGCCUCUUAGCAUAGAUUUUGCCCUGGAGGUCUGAUUUGCUAGAGUUAGAACAGUGAAAGGCCAUUCCUAGGAGGGCCCUCAUUCUCAGGAGGUACCAAAAUAGUAUUCAUGCUAAUUUAUUUCCUUUUAUAUUUGCCUUUAAGUAUUUCUGGCUAUCAGGACUACUCACAUGCUUAGUUAAGUAUGUACUUAAGUGCUUUGAUGUUUUAGGACCACACUGUGUAUGGCACAAUGUUUAAGUGCAUUUUCUGACACACCUUAAGCACAAGACUGUUCGUAUAACCGUCUCAAUUGGAGCUGCACCUUUUUGUGUCAUGACAUAUCGAUAGUGCACUUGGUUUCACUGUAGGAGACUCCCCGAUGCUCUUUUUGCAUGCUGUAGGUGGAGUUUCCCAUAUCUUUACCUGGCUGUUAAUAUCAGUGAUUUUAACUUUAUUGGAGGUGGGGAGGGGGGUAUGUGUAUACACGUAUAACAUAAAAAUCUGAUAUAUUUCCACAUAAGCAAAUAAAAUAGUUGAUAAGCAAUGUGAGAAAUUUUAUAUAACUUAACACUACCACUAAAAUAAAAAUUUGCUAAUUGAACACAUUUGAUAAUCACGCCAGCCGGCAUUUCCAAGUGUCAAAGAUUCUGAUUUAGUGCUGGCAAUAUUUGGCUGAGCCUUAAACUUCCAAGAGUUUCUCAAUGCAAUAUGCUAAGCAACUGUGUUUAAUUUUGAUGCUACAAGUAUGCUUUCAAAACAAAUGAAUUUCUAUUAUUACUAAACCUGUCGGACUCCAAUUCAUAUUCACCCUCUUAUUUAAAUGUUUUAAAAUUAUAUUGCUGAGAUACGUAUGGCCAAAAUGUUAUCUACUUUUUUGUUUCUUAAUAGAAAAAUCACUUUCACUGCUUUUUCUCUUCAAAAUGGCUUCCAAACACGAGUCUUCACAGCAGCUUUGUGAACUGGGGAAGGGAUUAGCCCUGUCUUGAAGGGAAAACUGAGAUGGGGAUUUAAUCUUUGUCAGCUGGGGUGUGAACGCAUGAGGCCCUAAUACUGUUUCCUGGGCUUACAUGAAAUCUUGAUUUCUUUGGUUUUGUAUUUGUGGGAAGUAUUGUACUUCUAGUUUAAAAGGUAAAGCCAAAAUUAUAUUAAAUUACACAUUCAACAUAUAUAUCAUUGAAUUCUAAAGAAAACGCGUAAUGUUCCUCUGAUCAGUGCAUCAGAAGAGUUGAUGAAGUGUGAACCCUGCUUUACUUUUGAAGCCCAUUGGAUUUUUGCUGUUGGCUUUAGUGGGAACAAGAUUGGGUUUAAUCUUCUGAGUUGUGCUGAUAUUGGCAAUGAAGCUUGCAUACAGAAAUGUUCAGGUAUAAUGGAUUGUAUAAGCUGGUGUUCACUGCUAAGUGUUCAUUUUGGUUUCAUUGAAUGCACUGGAAAUAGUCAACUGUAGCUAAGUAUCAAAGACAAAAUUGUCAGGGAAAGCAUUUUAUUUUUAUAAGGUAUUUUAAAAUAAGAGAAAACUGUGAAUUAAACCUAUACAUCAGUUAUCCGACGACAUUUUUAGGUUUCUUAAUUUACAUAGAGUAGGUUUUAAAGUCAAAGUUACAGCAGCUUUUUCUUCUACCUAAUCAGUUGUUUUAUCACUGAAAUGGUAACAAGGAAUUUUAAAAUACUAUUUAUAACUUCUUGAUUCCAUUUUUCUUGCUUUGUAAACUUGUUUUAUAUAUUGUCAUUUGCAUAUCUGUAUUCAGAGGUAGAGUCAGAAUAAAUUCAAUUUGGUGACCA